Molecule: messenger RNA, 987 nt
Organism: Giardia duodenalis
Lineage: Eukaryota; Fornicata; Diplomonadida; Hexamitidae
Exons: 1
Coding region: 1-987 (328 amino acids)
Molecular function (GO): protein binding
Source: RefSeq, a predicted model, not a curated record
AUGAAGGCCAAGCCCUUUUCAAUUGACUUGCUCCCACGCUUUAUAGCACGCCUGGACGCGCAUGGGGAGAUGGCUAGGAUUGUCGUGGGUAACUCUACCCCCCAUGGCCCCAUCGCUGCGACAGUGACUGUCUCUGAGUCUUCUGUCUCUCUCGUGCGACAGGUUGCGCGGCCGCUUUCGUAUGGCCCAAAUAUGAGUGUAACGACACAGAAGCUUACGUUCAUGCUGAUUCAUCGGCUUGGAUCCCCACGGCAGCACUUACUUCUAGGAUUCGAAGAUGGAACUCUGGUCAUUCUCUGUGCUGAGAGCGGGGUGCUCGUGGCUGCUGCACGGCUGCCUUGUGAGAAUCCAGUCCACUCAAUUGCAUUUGAUGACAUGGGUGGGAUUUUCGUGGUUAUGACUGCAGUUGGAGGUGUUUACAGACUCGAUGGUAUGGCAGGAAUCCUUGCAAGUGAGCGCCCUCCACUGCUGGAUCUACAGCGCUGCAGCACUCUUAGUGCCGGAAGCGAGGUCUUCACAUGUGGUUUUAUCCCCGGCUCAGGAGGGGAGUCACGGCUUCUGAUCCUUUAUUCCUCUGGGCGGAUUGACCUCUUUAGUACUGCAGCAGACACAUUUCUUCAGCCAGAAACAAACAGAUCUGUCACUCUUCCAGUCCUUGGCGCAAUGAACAUUAUCACUGCAGCGCAUCUAUGCCAACAAUCCAGAGUCCUCUACGUUGGCACUUUCAAUGGGUCUGUGCUUACGGUGCCACUGGACACUCUCACUCCCGACACCCAUUUGCCAGAUUGCGGCGGGCCUGUCAGCGCCAUUUCCCCCGUUGAAGACGGGAUUUGCGUGGGAACUCUUGGUGGCCGGGUGCUUUUCAAGGACACUACGAUCUAUGAAGACACGCACUGCUCCAUAUAUUGCUUGGAGGCUCUAAAUUCUCGGCUUCCCAUAGUCUUGGCAGGAACCAGUGUAUGGUCCCUCAUAUUAGUAAUGCUUUAA